AUGGAAACUACUAAAGAAAAACCAGUAUUUGAACACCAAGGUUACUUGUAUAUUUUUAAUAAAGAAUCUUCCAACAAGAUAAUACGGUGCUGUCAUAAUUAUCGUCAUGGUCAAUGCCGCGGCCGACUUCAUACGAUGAACGAUCAGGUUAUACAAACACAAGGUGACCACAACCAUCAGUCAAUUCAUUCGGCUCGAGCAUUAAUCGAAGUACGUAUAAAAAUGAAUAACGCAGCUAAACAAACUACUAAUACAACACAUGAUAUUGUAGCUGAUAGUAUAUUCAAAUUAUCUGAUCAUGCUGUCGCAUCAUUACCAAAUUUGCAAAAUCUUAAUAGAACUGUUCAACAGAUUUGUCAAAAGCAUCAAAACUCAUUACCAUUACCAGCAAAUCGCAAUUCACUUGUUAUUGAUCCACUAUUUACAGAAACAAAUCGUAAUCGUACAUUUUUACAAUUCGAUUCUGGACCAAUUGAUCAACGUUUAUUAAUCUUUUCUGCCAAGAAAAAAUUUAAAAUAUUAGAGAAUACAAAUUAUAUCUAUUUAGAUGGGACAUUUAGUGUGAUUCCUGAAUUAUAUUUUCAAUUCUACAGUAUACAUGUCGCAUAUUUAGAUCAUAUCCUGCCAACAGCUUAUGUUGUUUUGUCUGUGAAAAUGAAGACUGGACAUCAAAUUCGAUCUUUACCUGCUUUAGCAUUUUUACCAACUAAUGAUGUUAUUCCAACAUUUGAUGAAAUAAAAGCUCAAUUUCCAAUAGAAGACGAAUCUGUAUUAAAGUACUUCGAAGAAAAUUAUAUUGGUGUUAAAACUCCGUCAUCAAGACCAAGAUAA
Molecule: messenger RNA, 831 nt
Organism: Rotaria sp. Silwood1
Lineage: Eukaryota; Metazoa; Rotifera; Eurotatoria; Philodinida; Philodinidae
Source: the annotation of a GenBank genome assembly